Molecule: messenger RNA, 2119 nt
Organism: Galleria mellonella (greater wax moth)
Lineage: Eukaryota; Metazoa; Arthropoda; Insecta; Lepidoptera; Pyralidae
Exons: 3
Coding region: 263-1243 (326 amino acids)
Source: RefSeq, a predicted model, not a curated record
CAUUACAUGUAACGCGGCCACUGAACGUAUCCGCCCGUGAGAUUAAAAUCGAAACGCGAGCGCGCCGUCGUUACGUUCCAUUUAUGAAUUUGCCGAUCAGAUCGAUUAUGCGUUCCUUUUUUGUACAUUCGCGGAUUCCAAAUAUAAACAUUAUUCUUAAUUCUAAUUCAUGGUGACAGUGACUUUUGAAUGUGAAACUUUUUUACAAUACCAAAGAUUUAUAUAUUUUUUUUAUCUGUGAUAAUUAAAACAACAUAUUAAAAUGGCGGAUUGUAGCAUCUGCAAUGGAUGUUACUCGAGGAGGCGUGAAUUAAUAUUACCUAGUUAUGGUUUUUCCAAAAAGCUGUUGGUAGCUACGUGUAUACUAGCAAUAAUAAUGUGCCUGACGGAAUCCGAGGCCGCUCCAACAGCGCACAAGAAACACAAAAAGUCUCAGUCUCAAGGCAUAACGAAACUAACCAAAGAACAAACGCCCGAACAUGAGACUGAAUUCCAUGCGAGGCACAGGAGGCGACAUCAGAGGCAUCAGACGAAAACCAAAGAUCCACUGCAUAAGAUUUACGUGUCGAAAAUGGAUAAUAUUGUUCGUAAAUUAGGGGAAACGUUAGAAAACUUCAAUAAGAAUUGGCGCAACGUAAACGAGUCCAGCAUGUACAGAGACAACAAGAGGAAGUUUAAACUGCCAUCUACAAACUACACUGAAAUCUUAUUCGACAUUAGAAACCAGGACAAAUCUAAUUCAACAUUAGUAGAACGCAAAUUCAAAUAUCUACUGCCGAAGCUGUAUCAAUCAUUGACGAGUUACCACGAGAUAUUCGAAUUCUUGUUGAGGAUAGAAACGACAGCAGUCGACGUAGACUUCAGCAGAUACUUGGACAGACGAAACAAAUCUUUCAACGAAAUCGUCGAUAAAAUAUAUAGCAUUAAGGAAGAGAUCAGGAUCUAUUUGGAAAACGUCAGUAUACCUAUACCAGUGAACGAUAACACAGUGUAUUUAGAAAACUUUAAAACUAAAGCGAAUGAAGGAGAAUGCUUCAAAUACGACGGUACUGUAUUGAAAAGUUAUUCCAAUUUUCUGAAUAGAUGGUUUUGUAUUAUAACAAAUUCGAAAAACAUAUCUCCUAAACAAAACAGAAGGUGCUUAAAAUUCCAAAAGAAUCUGAAAAAUAAAAGGAGACAACACAGGAAACAGAAAAUUAGAAAACGUACAACAAGGAUGCUAUUAGAACGACGCAAUAUUUAGAUGCUCUAUUAGUUUGUCAUUUUUUGUACUUAUUUAUUGGCUAGGCUCUCUUAGUACAUGAAAUGUUAGUGAGUUGUUAUUUCUAAAUACAUGACGAUACGAUAUUUCGUUUAAUAAGUAUUGGGUACAUUUUCUGUGAUAUUUAGUAAUUUUAAUGGAUAAUCUUUAAUUUAUUGAUUAGCUUCUAAGUCUUUAUAAGUUCCUUAAACAUUUCCACGUCAUCUCUCUGUUUGUGGUUUUGACGUAAAGUUUUUUUGUAAAGUUUCUUAAUUUAUUUAAACUCUAACUUAUAAACUUAUGCAUUCUGUAACUUGUUGUGAAUCUUGACAUAUGUUUUUAAAAAACAUUUGUUUAGUACUUAUACGUGUGCUAUUAUUUUCUUACUGUAUAGUAUUAUUAGUAGGCAUAUUAAUAUGCCGUUGUAGCCAAGAAAGACUUUUAGCAUAUUAAUUUAUGUACCUUAUAUUUAAGCGUGUAAAUUCGGGAUUACUGGAAAUACUGCAAACAUAGUUUUUAAAUAUAAAAUUUAUAUUCCUUAUAUUUUUUAUAAUUUGUGCUUUCUAAACUUUUUAUAUGUAUCGCUAUUACAAUUUUACUAUCUGUAUUGUUUUCAUAAUUUUUUAUUACUUAAUUUUUGAUUACGAAUCUCCAUUUUGUGUUUGCAGUGAAUUCUGAUACCCGUGUUUCUAUGAAUUGUGCCGUUAGUUUUAGAAUAUGUUCGUAAUAAACAAUGAACUGAUACCAUGUUAAUAUUACCGAACAAUAUUGUAUAGGUACUAUGUGAAUAUUUACAUAUUUUUGUAAUGCCAAUUUUAUUUUUCUCAACAAAUAUGUGACAAGUUUUGUUCAGAAAAUAAAAUACAAUUCUGCCAUUUA